Caenorhabditis sp. 36 PRJEB53466 is the source of this 879-nucleotide messenger RNA. The record is from the annotation of a GenBank genome assembly. Lineage: Eukaryota; Metazoa; Nematoda; Chromadorea; Rhabditida; Rhabditidae.
AUGACUCGGAGUGGUCCGAUUGGCUCACCGGUAAGACCACGCCCAUUUAUAGGCGGAGAUAUCCAUUUACCAUCUUCACAAGUGCAGUAUACCCUCGUGAGCACUAAUUUUAUGGGUCCGAGUGUAAAAGGAGCAAACAGGCGAAGAUGGACCUUGCCAGAGGGGAACCGGGAGAAGGGGGUGUUUCGAAAAGAAUCGGGAUGGGACUGUCGACGUUGGGAAUGUAGGAAACAGUGAACAUUUGAAAACAUUUAAAGUAGAGUUCGAAUAAUUACUUUUUUUGCAGAAAGCGGCGUGCGAAGUGAUGAACCGCUACCUCUCAUCCCUUUUUGUGCUCGAUGACGUGGAUCAGAUCACUGUGACUCUGUGGGGCGACGAGGAUCCGAUCGGUGAGAAGAAGAUCGGUAACGACCCAUUUUUCCCUUUGUCUCCGAUCGGAAAUGACUGAAAUUCUCCGUUUCAGACUGGGGACAACUGGUCGACACGCGCGAUUUUAACGCGAUUCCGUUCUGCGAAACGCCCGAUUACAUUCCGAUUAUGGACGAUAUGCGCGAGCGAACUUUCAAGGAAUUGGUACAAUUUCUAUCUUUCCCACACUUUUACCACAAGCGCCAUGUGCCGGGCGCUCGGAGCCGUGGGCCGAGUGACGAACGAAAACAUGGAGCCCCGAUUGGCGCGGCUCCAACUGAAAAUCAUCGAGUACAGGGAGCAUCUGGAGCACUGCCGCAAAGAAUAUCCGUCCUUUUUCAUUCCGUCGAAACUGGCCCAAUCACCGGCAACUUCCUCUGCUCGCACUGGGGACAAAUGAUGGCCAUCGAGGACGAGAACGUGCCUUCGAAAGUCGGCGAAGAUCUCGGAAAGGUACGCGAAACAAUUUAA